Aegilops tauschii subsp. strangulata is the source of this 1108-nucleotide messenger RNA. NCBI's taxonomy places the organism in Eukaryota, Viridiplantae, Streptophyta, Magnoliopsida, Poales, Poaceae. The record is from RefSeq and is a predicted model, not a curated record.
UUCACAGCGUCUCUCUGGAUCGCCGCUGCCGCCAGCUCCCCGCGCCGCCGCGUUGGGCGGGGCCGAGGCCGCAUAAAUCCGCGUGAUCCUCGCCGGCGUAGAGGUGCGGUCGUGGAGGAGGCCAAGCGCCGCCCGCUCGCCUGCGCCACCGCGGUAGCCGUUUCCACUCCUCGAGCCGCCACCGAGGUAGCCAUCUCCCCUGCUCGAGCUCGUUCAGGCGAUGUUGACCGGAGCGCGGCGUGACUCUGGUCCGCUCCCACCGGCUAGAGGUGCGGCCGUGGCCGAGGCAGAGCGCCCCGCUCGCCUACGCCGUCGCGGCGGGCAUCUAGGUCGUCUCCCCUCCUCAAGCUCACCGCCCGGCUCGAGGUGUGGUCACGCGAAGAGAGCGGUGGUGGAGCAGCGCAGCGCCGUGCCAUCUCUGCUCCCGUCCGGUGAAUUGGGGGAGGCAGCGACGCUCCAGCGAUUCCCGGCGUGCACCGGGCGGAGAGCGAAGUCGGGUGCCCGGCGACGAGUCCCCUGGGACAGCGCCAUGCGUCCGCGGCGGGGCGACAAGAUGGGCUCCUCACAAACGGCGUCCAUCCUCAGAAGGGAGCCCGGCGUGGAGGUGCUCGAGCUCGAGUUACACCACGGGCGAGGGGGAUCCGACAGACAAACACAGGAAAAAUAUAUGAAAAAUGGAAAAGAGGGAACAGCAGCUCUUGAGUGGCGCGCCGAUCGCGCAUUGGCGCCGCAAAGCGAGAAGCACGAGGGAGCGGUAGCCGUUCCCUCGAGCAGCGUGCCUGGUCUCAAGCGACCGGCUACGAGAUUGUACUAGUCCGACGAAGGCGUAGGCACGCCCGCCCAACGAGAAACUGGGCGAUCCGCCGGCCGUUGUUUCGCUCUCGAGACGGACCAAAAGCGCCGGACUUGACGAUGGACGUAGACAGGCGGAUGGUCGGACGGACAGCGCCCACGCCAAACGGUUACAGUAUAAAAUUUUGGACUGCAGGAAAAUAUGUCUCUGUGUUUGGCAUCUGGCUCUCCCUUUCUCGCCUUGGUGCCGAAGCAGCAGCUACUCUCCAGGGGUUCUCAAACAAGCAAAUCCUAUUGUUUAAUUUUGCCAUGGACA